Molecule: messenger RNA, 676 nt
Organism: Pistacia vera
Lineage: Eukaryota; Viridiplantae; Streptophyta; Magnoliopsida; Sapindales; Anacardiaceae
Product: hydrophobic protein RCI2B-like
Exons: 3
Coding region: 114-287 (57 amino acids)
Cellular component (GO): membrane
Source: RefSeq, a predicted model, not a curated record
CUUCUUGCAGUUUCGCUUGCAGAGACUCAAAAUAAUUUAAGUGAAGCAGUCAGAUACUUCUCAAAGAAACUCUUCGUAUUUACUCGUCGAUAACUUGAAACGUUUCAUCAAAAAUGUCUGAUGAAAGCACAGCGACCUGCGUAGACAUCCUUUUGGCCAUCAUCUUGCCCCCCCUCGGCGUCUUCCUCAAAUUUGGCUGCCAGGUUGAGUUCUGGAUCUGUUUGAUUCUCACACUCUUCGGUUAUCUCCCUGGAAUUAUCUACGCUGUUUAUGCCAUCACCAAGUGAUCAUCUUCCAUUUUCUAUGGAGAGAUAAGAGGUGAAGGUUGAAGAUGUAGCGAGAUCUAUGGUUCUUGAUUGAGUACUUUGUGUCAGUGUUCUUGAUUUUUCUGUGUAUUUUGUCUCUAUUCAAUGAGAUGGGUUGAUUUUUAAUUAAAUUAUUUCGUUGUAAAGUUUGGUGGGGUUGGUUUUGUGAUUGAUUAAAGCUUAGUGGGUUGUCAAUGCCCCACCUUAUCAUGUUCUAGCUAAUUUGUUCUUUAUUAUAAGGAAUUUCGUCAAUCUUAGCUUGAUUUGUAUAAUUUAUAAAAUUAUGCAUACAAUGCAGAGUCAUUAGUAUCGUCUACCAUUUAUAGGAAGUGAGAUUCUCUUUUAAUAGAAUUUCUACCAUUGAAAUAUUA